AUGCAAGAUUUCGGAGCCCUCCUGGCUACCCUGAGUGCAGAAAAGCGCACAUAUACACGCACAUACAAGCGCACAAAAAGAGUCGCAGGGCAGGGGAUCACCGGUAUUCCAUCUCCACUGAAAGUGGUGCGCUAUAUCAUGUUGUCUUACAGCGCAGCCACGCAAAACUACCCUGGAAUAUUACCGACAGGUGAGAAUACAAAGUGCCCUAAAAAUGUGGGAAUGAAGGACAAUCUAAGGACCAAAUUUUUGGACAUGCACAACUACAGAAGAGGCCUCCUUGCACAAGGUCAAGUUCAAAAAAAUACAGGCAAUCUCUUACCAACAGGUGCCAACAUUCUGAAAAUGGAGUACGACUGUACCCUGGAAAAGAAGGCUAUCGAAGAAGUACGAAAUUGUCCCACUUCGAAAAAAGGAUAUGGCAAAAACUUUAUAACAGUUUCCAUAAAUGGUCUCACUUGGUUGGAGGGGGUAAAUCAGGUUGUCACGUCUUGGUGGAAGGUUGUUCGUCAGUAUCCGGGCCCAGGAAUGGAAGUUACUUUCCGCCAGAAUCAUGUUAACCAACCGAUAGAAUCAUUCACUCAGAUGGGUUGGGCAACGAGCAAAAAACUUGGAUGUGCCAUUGCAAAAUGCUCGAAUCAUUACACUGCCAUAUGCAAUUAUGACCCAAGAGGAAACUAUGUGGAGCAGGUAAUCUAUCAGAAAGGCUCCCCGUGCAAGGCAUGCCCCACGCAAUGUGACGGUCAAGGUGGCGUAAUAGAAGCCAGUGAUACCGCUGCUGUAAUCACAUCGCUGACCAAUACCCGAACUGAGCUGACGAAGGGUACAUUGAUGGAUAAAGCGGGAAAAAAUCUUCCAGCGGCAGAUGCAAGUAAAAUGCAAACCAUCACAUGGGACUGUGGUUUGGAGACGACUGCUAUAGCUGCAUUGCCGGAUGUAUCUCCAUGCACACUCACGGCCGUAGCUGGAAAAGCAGUUUUGUACGCCCAAGGUCCUAAUGGACUUGAAGAUACGAUGAAUGGAUGGCUUAAAUCCGCUCAAGUCACUAGUGCUUAUAAACAAGGCACCACCAACUACGAAGACAAUAACGACAAAAGUUGGGAAAUUUUUGCAAACCUAAUGCAAGCUGGCAUAACAAAAAUCGGAUGUGCAGUAUGUAACGGCGGCACCGGCACGUACGAUGUAUAUUGCAUUACAGAUCAAACAGGCAUCCUUGCACAAGGUCAAGUUCAUAAAAAUACAGGCAAUCUCUUACCAACAGGUGCCAACAUUCUGAAAAUGGAGUACGACUGUACCCUGGAAAAGAAGGCUAUCGAAGAAGUACGAAAUUGUCCCACUUCGAAAAAAGGAUAUGGCAAAAACUUUAUAACAGUUUCCAUAGAUGGUCUCAGUUGGUUGGAGGGGGUCAAUAAGGUUGUUACGUCUUGGUGGAAGGUUGUUCGUCAUUAUCCGGGCCCAGGAAUGGAAGUUACUUUCCGCCAAAAUCAUGUUAACCAACCAAUAGAAUCUUUCACACAGAUGGCUUGGGCAACGAGCAGAAAACUCGGAUGUGCCAUUGCGAAGUGCUCGAAUCAUUACACCGCCAUAUGCAAUUAUGACCCAAGAGGAAACUAUGUGGAGCAGCUGAUCUACCAGAAAGGCACCCCGUGCAAGGCAUGCCCUAGUGGAUGGAAAUGCGAGAGCACUUCUAAACUCUGCAUGCCAUAG
Messenger RNA from Cylicocyclus nassatus, 1707 nucleotides. Lineage: Eukaryota; Metazoa; Nematoda; Chromadorea; Rhabditida; Strongylidae. The record is from the annotation of a GenBank genome assembly.